AUGAAGCACUUUUCUAUGAGAGAAAACUCGGAAAAAUAUCAUAAAUCUUUUGCUACACAAUUCACAUUAAGAGGAAAAGUUUUCAACAAAAAAAAGAAGAAGAAGAGAGAAAUAAAAGCCAAGAUUGACACGCAAAUUAAAUUCACUAACAUGUUACCUACUCAUGGAUGUCAAUAUCUCACUCCACAAUCAAACGCAAUACACUUGACGUUGUCGGGAAAUUGGAGUCGAAGGAAAAAAGGCAUUCAUCAAGUUAUGCUGUUGUCAUGUUAA
Molecule: messenger RNA, 273 nt
Organism: Clunio marinus
Lineage: Eukaryota; Metazoa; Arthropoda; Insecta; Diptera; Chironomidae
Source: the annotation of a GenBank genome assembly